GCUGGGUUCCAGUCGCUUGACGUUACCGUCACUACGCUCACUUCGCACGUUGGCAACGCUGGGUGUCACAUCUGCGAGCUGAACACCCAAGUCGCGGAACGCCCAUCCAUCGCCAACAUGAACAACGGCGAGGCUCAGCAGCUCAAGGCGCAGCAGCCAACAUUCGCAGCGGCAGUGAACCAGCUUGCCUUCGAGCCCAACUUCGAGGAGUUCGCGGAGGCGGGUGUCAGCAAGGGUGGCACCAUGACGUUGCUCGAGUCCGAGGUGCCCGCCGCUCCCGCGGCGGAUCAGGGCGUCGCGGAGCCGCCCAGCGAACAGGUCGAGACGAAGGGGAGGAUGACGGCAAUCGAGCCCGUCAUCCAGGAGCACGCCCAUGCAGGUGGACGCGGCGUCUACACCAUCAUCCCCGGAAUCGGCAGGAAGCUGCGCAACCAGGAGGAUAUCGAUAAUGUGCAGGUGGUCGAGAAGAAGAAGGUCAAGACGAUCGUGAUGGCGUCGGUGACUGAGCGCGUCGAGAAGAUCGUGGACGCGCCGAAGGCCGAGGAGAAGGUGGAGGUGCCGAGGUUGGCGCACCGGGAGAAGAUCGACCACGAGUCGCUGGUCGAGACCCAAGCGGCCGAGCAGACCGUGGAGGUGGCGCAAGGCAACCUCGAUAGCAUUGCGCUGACGUGGGAUGAAGCGCAGAUGGUCGCGCAAAGGUCCGACGAGGCGCCCAAGUGCAUCCUCGACUGGAUGGCCAACUUUCCGUUCGCUGGGAAGGCCGAGUUCGACGGUAGGUGGAAGGAAGUUGAGGACAUCGCAAGACCCAUCUUCUCAGAUAUCACCACGCUCCUCCAGCGGAGGGGCGAGCAGCUCACGCAAUCAGGGGAGUGCCACGCAGAUGGCCGCAGCCUGAAG
This is a messenger RNA of Prorocentrum cordatum, 897 nucleotides long. NCBI's taxonomy places the organism in Eukaryota, Dinophyceae, Prorocentrales, Prorocentraceae. The record is from the annotation of a GenBank genome assembly.